CUCAUCCAUGUCAUCCGUCCUUUGUUCCAUCGCUAUUUCUUUACCAUUCAAUUUUUGAUCCUUCAGCACUCAAUUAUUCACCGCCAUGAUCAUCAACCUGUUAACCACAGCUUUGGUCCUGUGCAUUCUAGGUGUCGUGCUCCUCUUGAUCGCUUAUUUGACUUCACUCGCCAUUCUUUUGUUCGUGCCAUGGACCCAAGCGUACCUUGUCUUCGCUCAUUGGUUACGAUUUCAAAACCCUGCAAGGUUGCUCACUCCUGAAGCAUAUACACUCCGACCCUUUAGCACGCGAAAUAUCCGGAUAUCCACACCAGACAACUUGCAGCUUGGAGCUUGGCAUAUCCUACCUAUCAACACACCUAGGACUGUUCUGGAAAAGAUACAUGCAAACGAACCCGCUUCUCCUCGUCUUGAUAAUGGAAGAAACUCUGAUAGCGGCUAUGGCAUCUUCAUCAACGAGCAGACAGAAUCCAUUUUUGAGGAAGCCUUGAAGACAGCAGAUAAAGUUAUUCUAUAUUUUCAUGGUCAAGUGGGCGAUCGAGGGAAAUCUAAUAGGAUCGCGACAUACAAGGGUAUUCAGGAAGCAUUGCCUUCUGCUCAUAUCAUCACUAUUGACUGUCGAGGCUACGGGGAUUCGGAGGGCUUUCCAUCUGAGCUAGGUUUCAAAAUGGACGCCUUUGCAGCCUGGCAAUGGGUAACAAAGCGGGUAGCGAGUGAAAAAGUUAUUAUCUAUGGGCACUCCCUCGGUUCAGGAAUUGCAACCAAUUUAUGCCUACAACUUGAGGAGCAGCAAAUCGCACCUUUAGCCAUGGUACUUGAUGCAGCAUUCACUUCAAUGCCUGACAUGAUGACGGCAUACAGAAAAAUCCCUAUUGUCCGACCUUUUGCCCGCUUUCCGUUCCUUUUAAACCAUUUCAAGUUGAGAUUGAUGGAUCGCUUUGAAACUGUCCAAGCUGUCGAAACUAUAAAGUCUCCGCUGCUGCUGAUUCACGGGCAAGAAGAUGCGGACGUACUAAUCUCAAAUUCCCAUACAUUAUUUCACACUGCCCUCACAGCUCGUCGGCUACAGCCAUGUACAAAGGAGCUCGCAGUGACCGAGGCUGGGGAAGCAGCUUCAGCAGAAGAUGAAUUAGCUCGUGCAGGACUAGACCUUUCAUUCCAAAUUAGCCACUCUACCAGCAGAAAUAUUAACGCGGACGAAAAUCAUAUCCAACUGAGAACGAAGGGCAAGUCGUGGAGCAAAGGCAUUGAUGUUCUAGAUGAUAAUUUAGAUGAGUCAGAUUCUACCAAGGAGUUAAAGCCACCAUCGUAUAGUGACGACUCUGGUCUCGGUAGCGAGGGUAACAGCGGGAACAGUAGUGUAUUUACGACCUCCCCACUCCAUGGCUCUGGUGAAUCAGUACAAGGGCAUCAACAACGUGAACGUCAGCGCAACCGUGGACAAGGACAAUGUCACACUGUUCAGCUGGAUUUUCCGCGCGAAGGUUCGCUUGAGUAUAAUCAAGAAUACCAAAUUGGAUUCUUGACAGUGCAAUAUGCAGCACAUAAUACCUGUAUGGAUUUUGUGCUUUCAACAGAGGUUCUGGGGCUGUUCAUAAAGACAACAGAGAAUCAACGACGUAAGAAUACGUCGACUUAUGCGAAUAUCAGUAGGCAUGACUGUGAUGAAUACGACCUAGAUCUUGCGUCAGCACUUUGUCGUGACAGGAUCGGGUAUGUUGACCGGAGCGAAGUGCCUGAGGUGGUAGAGUAAAAUUGAGAAGCAAA
This is a messenger RNA of Lobosporangium transversale, 1767 nucleotides long. Its product is annotated as Alpha/Beta hydrolase protein. Lineage: Eukaryota; Fungi; Mortierellomycota; Mortierellomycetes; Mortierellales; Mortierellaceae. The transcript is spliced from 4 exons. Gene Ontology annotation, biological process: phosphatidylserine catabolic process; monoacylglycerol catabolic process. The record is from RefSeq and is a predicted model, not a curated record. Gene Ontology annotation, molecular function: phosphatidylcholine lysophospholipase A1 activity; monoacylglycerol lipase activity. Bases 86 to 1753 code for a protein of 555 amino acids. Gene Ontology annotation, cellular component: endoplasmic reticulum membrane.